AUGGGCAACCACAUCUCCUCUGUGCAUAUCCGCCCUGACCCACCGGAAGAGACUAUUAAGCUUAUCAAAUCUGAUGGGCUGGUGAAGAUCUACUACCGACCCAUCCACGUCUCAGAGCUGUUGGUGGAGUAUCCAAAGCAUCUGGUCUGCCCUUCAGAUUCUUUCUACAUAGGCCAGAAGAUCCCAGCUCUCUCUGAGAACGACCAGCUUCAGCUGGGCCACAAGUACUUUCUCCUCCCUAAACAUUGUUUCCAGUCAGUCCUGUCAUUAGUCACCAUCGCCUCCUUCGUCAACACAUCCUCACAGCCCCAGGCACAACAAUCAUCUUCUUCUUAUUCCUCCUCCAGCAGAGAUUCAAUAAAUGCGCUUUUAAAGAAGGCAGCCACUUGCCAACCCUUCGACAUACAAAAAUCUCCAUCUGGCUGCCGGAGGAUUCGCGUGUCCGAUGAGUUUAUAUCGCAACUGAUGGAACAUAGCAAAAUGAAGGAGUCCGAGGAGGAUGAUGAGAGGUCAGGUAAAAGCAGAAGCAGAGUAUGCACCACUCCACAGUUACAGAAGGAUUACAGGUUGCUUGUUGGUUCUCGCGAAUGGAAACCCAAACUGGAGACGAUAAGGGAGAAAGAGAAGAAGAAGAGGCUUUCUUCAUUUGGAAUGAAGAGAAGGAAGAAAUCUCAUUCUAAAGGAGCCCAAAAGGCCACUCAUAAAUCAUCAGAACUCCACCUUCACGCAACAUCCACCAAAACUUCUUCAAAAGCCAAGAUUAAGAUCAAAUUAAGAAAGUGA
This is a messenger RNA of Hevea brasiliensis (rubber tree), 783 nucleotides long. RefSeq lists its product as uncharacterized. The record is from RefSeq and is a predicted model, not a curated record. Lineage: Eukaryota; Viridiplantae; Streptophyta; Magnoliopsida; Malpighiales; Euphorbiaceae. Bases 1 to 783 code for a protein of 260 amino acids. The transcript has a single exon.